AUGGCUGAACCUGGCAGCCCAGGCUGGAAAUGGUUUCCCAACGUCAAGGCCAAUUGGUCACUUGAUGUCGUGACGCUUCUUGCGGUCAUUGGAGAAUCCUCUAUGGCUGAACAGACUCAGACUAUCACGGCAUCGUUGCUGUGUCUGCUACCUCGACUGAUCCCAGCCCCUCAGGCUCUGCUCAAGCCUUCACGUCCAAGUCGAAUGCCUGAGACACUGGCAAAGAUGACGGGUGUGUAUAGUGGAACCACACUCGACUCCGUGGGCUUCUUUGCCACGAUAAUUACUCCUUUGGAUGCCCUACAACCAUUCAGCUUCCGCGUGCUUGAGAUCACUCAUACGGACCCUUCUUUUGGCGACAUUGAUAUGAAUCCUCCUUCUGCCCAAGAAAGCUGGUCUACUCGAAGUCUGAAUUGGGUCAAAUCUCGUUGCUCAAGUUCUCACACCACAGAGAAACUGCCAAAUGAAAAAGAAUCCCAAAGCAACAGAAUCCCCCGAGCCCCUCAUGUAGAAGAGGGUGGGCUUCCUCUACCAAACACAGCACGAACAACAACAUUUCGUCCUCCCGGUGACUGUUAUCCAAGCAAUGCGGAUGCCCCCAAACCGCUCGCGCGCCGUCCUACCGCUAAGCAGAAAGUCCAAGACAUGCUUGCCAACCCGACAUUUGCCAACACGAAGAGACGUCCUGCGGUCCCAGCCAAGCUCUUCUCGCCUAUCCACAUUCUCUCAGUCUUUUCGUGCCUUCUAAGCAUAGCAAUCAUCACGUGUGCUGUGAUAUGGCAAGAUGGAAAUGCCAUCCUGGCUGUUUCCCUGAUAUCCUUUGCGUCGACUGUGGUGGGCUAUGCUUCAAUCUGGCAUCCUAUUCUCAUGAAUCGCAAACAUACCAAUGAGGUCCCUAGAGGCGAUGUCAUGAUAAGAACACGGGAAGGCGCGUUUCUACUCAUCAAGUGCACAGAAGAGGUUGCCCGAGAGUUGUACUCAGGGACCGAAGAGUGUCACUAUCAUGUUGGUGGCCGCACAUAUCGGCUUCUCAUGGCUCUUGGAACUACUCUUCUUAUGCUAAGCGUCGUGCUUCUCGGAAACUGCACAUGGAACUCUCAGAUCUUCAUUGGUGGGAGUUACAUCGUUCUCAACGGACUGUAUUGGGGCUUAGGCAUGAUCCCUCGAUCAUAUUUUUGGGAUCUCUCGCGAUACCAAUGGCAGGACGUAACCCCUGAAGAUGCGAAGAAUGCAAACGAGAUCACAGACGUGAAUGACCAACGAGAGGGCUACCCGAGUUUCACACGUACUUUGUGGUUCGCUAUCCGCGAGACUCAACUUACUGGCUGGGUUGGCCGCAGUGGAGCGGCUCCAGGUACGAAACAAUGGAAUAAGUGGCUCAAGGAAGCUCUACAGAAUGCCAAGGACGGCAACAGAUCAUGGGACUCAGUGGCCAGAAAGGAUGCUAUCAUGAAGGAGAACCUCAGUGCAGAUGAGAUUCCCGACGAAGCGGCGCAACAUGCGCCUGCGGUCGAAGUUCAGAAUUCUCCUGCGGAAAAGGACCGCACGACAUUUUAG
Fusarium tjaetaba is the source of this 1557-nucleotide messenger RNA. RefSeq lists its product as uncharacterized. The coding region runs from base 1 to 1557 and encodes 518 amino acids. NCBI's taxonomy places the organism in Eukaryota, Fungi, Ascomycota, Sordariomycetes, Hypocreales, Nectriaceae. The transcript has a single exon. The record is from RefSeq and is a predicted model, not a curated record.